AUUUCCGGUGUAUUGGGAAUAUUCUGGUUGUUGUCUUUGGUGCAAGACGCCAAUUCUUAUAAAUUUAGUCUGUAAUUUGAUCGAAGUGUUAAUUGAUCGAAGUUUUGUUUGGAAUUCGUGGCCAUAAAGCCAUGGAUAUGCCACCGCCUCCAGAGGACCAAGAACUGAGGAAUGUCAUUGACAAAUUGGCCCAGUUUGUGGCCCGGAAUGGGCCUGAAUUUGAGAAGAUGACAAUGGAGAAGCAGAAGGACAAUCCCAAAUUUUCCUUCUUAUUUGGCGGAGAUUUUUUCAACUACUACAAGUACAAGUUGGCCGUUGAGCAGCAACAGCAUUCUACUACACAGGAAUGUGAGGAGUAUAAGUUGGAAGUGAUUUGCAAGCAGCCAGGGCAGGAGCCUCCAGAUGGCCCACCCCCAAUGGCCAUGAUGCCGCCGCCCCCCAUCCCUCCGGCCACGCCCUCAGUGGACGAGCUGAUCCAGCAGAGCCAGUGGAACCUGCAGCAGCAGGAACAGCAUCUGCACAGUCUCAGACAGGAGCAAGUGACUGCCGCUAUUGCGCUGGCUAUGGAACAGCAGACACAGAAGCUCCUGGUGGAGACGCAGCUGGACAUGGCCGAGUUCGACAGCCUGCUCCAGCCCAUUAUUGACACCUGCACCAAGGACGCCAUCUCGGCUGGGAAAAACUGGAUGUUCAACAACGCCAAGUCACCGCAGCACUGCGAGCUGAUGACCCGCCACCUGCGCAACCGCAUCACCACGGACGGCGCUCACUUCGAGCUCCGCCUGCACCUCAUCUAUCUCACCAACGACGUCCUGCACCACUGCCAGAGGAAGCAGCAGAGGGACCUGCUGGCUGCUCUGCAGAAGGUUGUGGUGCCCAUUUACUGCACAAGCUUCCUGGCCGUGGAGGAGGACAAGCAGCAGAAGAUAGCCAGAUUGCUGCAGCUGUGGGAGAAGAACGGCUACUUCGACGAGGUGACGAUCCAGCAGCUGCAGAGCCCGGCUCUGGGCCUGGGUCAGUACCAGGCCUCGCUCAUCACCGAGUACGCCGCCGUGGUGCAGCCCAUACAGCUGGCCUUCCAGCAGCAGAUCCAGACCCUCAAGUCCCAGCACGAGGAGUUCGUGGCCAACCUGAAGCAGCAGCACAGCGCGGCGGCGGCGGUGGCGGCCGGGCAGUUACCGCCGGGGGACGCCGAGGUGAAGCCUGCGUCGCAGGUCGCCGCGGUGACCACACAGCCUGGGGAUGUGAAGCCGCCCUUGGCCGUCCCGCCCCCAGAUUAUGAUGGGGCUCCGGCCAGGCCUCCUGACUCCGCCCCCAGUGGCCCCAAUGAACCAAUCCCUGCCUCUAAGCCCAGCUGGUUUGACCCCCAACACAACAUCUCUGCAUGGGCCCCGCAGCAGCCGCCGCCGUUCGACCCUACGCAGGCCCCGCCCCCGUGCCCGCCCUGGAACAGCCACGAGGGCAUGUGGAACGAGCAGCGGGACUCCAGCUGGAGCGGCCCGCGGGAGAGCGGCCCCUGGAGCGGCGCGCCGGAGCCCCCGCCGUCCUGGAGCGGCCAGUACGAGCAGCCGCCCUGGAGCAGCCAGCCGGAGCAGCCGCCCUGGGGUCAGAGGGAGCCGCCCUUCCGAAUGCAGCGCCCCCCGCACUUCCGAGGCCCGUUCCCCCCCCACCAGCAGCCCCCCCCGUUUAACCAGCCCCCCCACCCCCCGCACAACUUCGGCCGCUUCCCGCCACGCUUCAUGCAGGAGGACUUCCCCCCGCGCCAUCACUUCGAGCGGCCGCCCUACCCGCCCCAUCGCUUUGACUACCCGCAGGGGGACUUCCCGGGAGAGCUGGGGCCUCCUCCCCACCACCACCCCAGCCAGAGGAUCCCCCCUCCGGGGAUGUCGGAGCACCCACCGUGGGGGGGAAACCAGCACCCCGACUUCGGCCCCCCGCCGCACGGCUUUAACGGGCAGUCCCCCCACAUGAGACGCCAGGCCCCCUCCCACGUCAACCAGGACGACCCCAGCCUGGUGCCAAACGUCCCGUACUUCGACCUGCCCGCCGGACUGAUGGCCCCUCUAGUGAAACUUGAAGACCACGACUACAAGCCCCUGGACCCCAAAGACAUCCGCCUGCCUCCUCCCAUGCCCCCCAGUGACCGUCUGCUGGCAGCUGUGGAGGCCUUCUACAGCCCCCCCUCUCACGACAGGCCCAGGAACAGUGAGGGCUGGGAACAGAACGGCCUGUACGAGUUUUUCAGAGCGAAGAUGAGAGCCAGGAGGAAAAAGGGGCAGGAGAAGAGGAACAGUGGCCGAGGAAGCCGCUCACGCAGCCGCUCGCGAAGUCGGGGCCGGUCCUCGUCCCGCUCCAGCUCCAGGUCCUCCAAGUCCUCGCGCUCCUCCUCCAGGUCACGGUCCCGCUCCAGGUCUCGGUCCUACUCCAGGUCACGGUCCAGAAGCAGGAGCGGGUCCCGCUCGUCCCGCAGCCGCUCCCGCUCCAGGUCCCGGUCCAGGUCUCGCUCCCCGGACAAGAGGCGUCGCACCAAAUCCCGCAGCCCCACCCCUCCCUCCACCUCUGGGCUCGGGUCUGCAGCUUCCUCCAUCCCACCGGAACUGAGGCUGGGGGAGGAGAACAAGGGCCACCAGAUGCUAAUGAAAAUGGGAUGGAGUGGAUGCGGUGGGCUGGGAGCCAAGGAGCAGGGCAUCCAGGAUCCCAUCAAGGGAGGAGACAUCCGGGACAAGUGGGACCAGUACAAGGGAGUGGGCGUGUCACUGGAUGACCCGUACGAAAAUUACCGCAGGAACAAGAGUUACAACUUUGUCGCCCGUAUGAAGGCAAGGGAGGAGGUGAAUCGGGAGCCCUCGGAACCUGCUCCUACAGAGUGAUCGUAGACUCCGCUCAGAUUCCAAAACUCCCACAAUGCAUCAGCAGAUUGUAUCCUGCUCAAAUAAAUGUGAUUUUUGUAACUAACUCCGAGGCCCGGCAGUAUUUUUGUCUGUCUUGCGUCUGAUGUGCAUCUUUCUAAGAACCAAAAUUCAGAGAGGUCCUUAAGUAAGAUUGAUUUUGUAGUCUAGACCAUUUCUUUAAAAAAAAAAACAUCUGUUCUUUUAGAAAAUUCUAGCCUGAUUGCCUGGAAAUAAUGUAGAGUACUGUGACUUUCUUUUUAAAAACCAUAUGGUAAUGUAUAUUCAAACAUUGAGGAUAUAGUUUCCACAGUAAUCUUUGUAUGUUUCACCAUCCAGACUAUAAAAUGUCAAUAAAUAAAGGGUUUUAAAGGCUU
Messenger RNA from Anguilla anguilla (European eel), 3265 nucleotides. RefSeq names its product calcium homeostasis endoplasmic reticulum protein (gene cherp). Gene Ontology annotation, biological process: intracellular calcium ion homeostasis; RNA processing. The transcript has 18 exons. NCBI's taxonomy places the organism in Eukaryota, Metazoa, Chordata, Actinopteri, Anguilliformes, Anguillidae. Gene Ontology annotation, molecular function: RNA binding. Gene Ontology annotation, cellular component: perinuclear region of cytoplasm. Bases 132 to 2870 code for a protein of 912 amino acids. The record is from RefSeq and is a predicted model, not a curated record.